AUGGGAGGGUUUUUCGCGCUCGCUGGAACCUCGACUCUCAACGACGUGUUCUUUGUGCACGAACGUGGCUUACGCGUCGGUCUCUGGAACUUCGCCAUUAUCGUUUCUGUGAACUUGACGCCAGUUUUUAGUGGCUACGUCAUCUCGAAUAUGUCAUGGAAGUGGAGCUUUUGGCUUGAAGCCAUAUUGUUCGGUUUGGCCUUGGCUGCAGUCAUCCUCCUCUUCCCAGAAACGACCUACCACAGAGACAACGGUCAUAGUAUCAUUGAAGGUCAAACGCCAACACUGCCAACUUCAAACCCAAUUGUCGGCCCGGAGCAAGUGCUGGACUUGAACGACGACAAAUCCGCCAAACUUCCUGCCUCGCCAAGGUCAGAGGUGAUACAGAGCGGUUCUCGUCCAUCCUGGAGAUACUUCCUUGGUCUUGGUUCCGUUGUCCAAACCCUCGCUGCUCGUAACAAUGGCGUCUACGAGCCAGAAUUCCGACUGCUCGUCAUCUCUGUAGCCACUGUUGCCUUGGCACUGGGAAGUUUUGGUCUCGGUGGUGCGAUUCAUGUAGGUCUUUCAGCAAACGCGUGUGGAGUCUUCAUGGCCGUCAUUAAUUUCGGCGUUGGUUUGGGAUGUACGGGGAUUGUUACUUACACAAACGAUGUUUGUGGCGAGCGAGCUGGCGAUGCUUUCGGGUUGGCCAUGGUCACCAAGAGCGCAUUUGCCUUUGGUCUGACGUUUAUCCUAAACGACUACUAUGCCCAAAGCGGUCCUCUCGUUUUCUUUGCUACUUUUGGAGCAAUAGCUGUGGGCGUUAUGUUGACCACAUUGCCAAUGAAGCAAGAUGACAUAAAUUGCGAGAUUUUAGGUAGCGCGCUUCGAAUAUGA
Molecule: messenger RNA, 876 nt
Organism: Pyrenophora tritici-repentis Pt-1C-BFP
Lineage: Eukaryota; Fungi; Ascomycota; Dothideomycetes; Pleosporales; Pleosporaceae
Source: RefSeq, a predicted model, not a curated record